Messenger RNA from Drosophila erecta, 5013 nucleotides. RefSeq names its product RNA-binding protein MEX3B. The record is from RefSeq and is a predicted model, not a curated record. The coding region runs from base 641 to 2734 and encodes 697 amino acids. NCBI's taxonomy places the organism in Eukaryota, Metazoa, Arthropoda, Insecta, Diptera, Drosophilidae. The transcript has 3 exons. Gene Ontology annotation, molecular function: RNA binding.
UCUAAAACAUCGAUACCUGUCAUAUUUUUGAUUGUGUUCUCUAUCGUGCGUUGAAUGCCGGUAAUGUAAUUUAAUUGAAUUGGGUGCGCCUAAAAAGAAAAGAGGAUCUGUCCUGCUAAUGUGAAUUUCGUCAGAGUAGUUCUUUUGGAGAAUCGCUGUCUAUAUGUUAAUUAUCUUUUGUAACUACCAUUUACCAUCUUCCCAUACAAAAGGCGUGUCAAAAUACUGCCGGAAUGUGUACCUGGGGAUACAAGUUUUCUAGUGUACACACGUAAAUUUUUGGCCACUCUGCUGGUGUUGAUAUCAGUGUUAUUCGUAAAAAGAUAUAUCGUGGAUUUGCUAAUAGAUCAUCACAAGCGUUGUUAAUGGAUUGCACUUAGGCAAUAAGCUGCUAUAUUAAAUUUAAGGAUCGCCGCCUACAUAACUACAUAUGUAUAUGAACUUGUUCAUAAGGUAUUCGGUAUUGUGUGUUUCAGUGAGGGUAUGAGAAGAAAAGAAGUUACAAGGGGUGAGUGACACAAAAGUUAAAAUCCAGAAAGGGGAGAACUACAAAUGUAUUGGUACCAACAUUCGGCUUGGGUCUUGCCAAAUGUGGCCAAACGAGAAAGUCUUUUAGCUUAAAGCUGGGUAAUACCUUGACAUGUCUACAGCACACAUAACUAAGGAAUUAAGUGGAUUCAACAGAGUGAGUUCAAGUUCUCCAUCGAGUUCCAUCUCAUCCGUCAACUUGUCAUCGGCUUCCGUGUCACCGAGGUCCUCCUCAUUGCGAGAGAGUGCUGUUGCACCGGUUUUAAUUUCGCUUCAAAAAGGGGAUAAGAGUGCACUUGCCAUGUCGGCUCAAGUCACACCGAAGAUCUCUACUAACAUUAACUCGAAAGGGUCUAUCCAGAAAACAAACACAGCACACCAUCACGAUAUGUCUGAACAAUCCAAAGGCAAUGAAUCAACGCUACCACUAUCAGAAGAUCCGAGAACACUGCAACUGGCGUUGGAACUAUCAUUGGUCGGAUUUACCGACAAUCAAAAUUGCUAUGCGCAACCUGCUCAACCGCUACCAAUGCCCCUAUGUGCACAAAGUGACUUUGAAAUUGGGACCAUGCACUCAUUUUCGAAAGCAGACAGCACGCUACCAAUUCCAUCGGCACCGAACUGCCUGCUAUUACCGACUGCCGGCGCCGUCAGUUCAGAAGAUCGAUCUAAGAAGUCUCAAAAUAUGACCGAAUGUGUUCCAGUCCCCAGUUCUGAACAUGUAGCAGAAAUAGUGGGCAGACAGGGGUGCAAAAUCAAAGCUUUGAGAGCCAAAACCAACACUUACAUUAAGACGCCAGUUCGAGGGGAGGAACCUGUGUUCGUAGUGACUGGUCGAAAGGAAGAUGUCAACAAGGCUAAACGAGAAAUACUUUCCGCUGCUGACCACUUUAGCUUAAUUCGCGCAUCACGUAAGCCUGUAAGUGAUGUUCACAACAACGGAAUUGUAGGAAGUGCGAGUAGCUCCAGUGGUGGUGCAGUUCCCCGUAUGUCAGGUCCCCCUUGUAUGCCUGGACAGGUUACCAUACAGGUACGAGUACCUUAUCGGGUAGUAGGACUCGUUGUGGGACCAAAAGGCGCUACGAUCAAACAUAUUCAACAAGAGACGCAAACUUACAUUGUGACACCAUCUCGAGAAAAGGAACCAAUUUUUGAAGUGACUGGCUUGCCAGACAACGUCGAUACUGCUCGAAAGCAAAUAGAAGCUCAUAUUGCCCUUCGAACUGGGAGUGGAUCUGGAAAUGCUGAUGCUAUUACUAUGCAAAUUAGUGAUUCGGCUGAGGCUAAUGAAUACGCGUCACUGCCUUCAUUAACGCAAAUUCUAAAUGAUGAUUUGAAUUCGGAAAUUCUAUCGUCGAUAUACAAAAAUGCCCUUCCGUCUACACAGGAGUAUGCAAAUAAUUCAAUGAAGACGAUUGAAAACGUAAGCAAUUCAGUGAAGCAUGUGCAAGGACUUCAUACUGGCAAUUGUUUUCCAAAAUCUGAGUGUGCUGAGAUGGAAAUGACAGCGAAUAUGACGGCAACAGAUAUAUAUGACAAACGUCUUUCUGGAAAUGAAGUUUCUAUGCCAUUGGCCAAAGCUAAUGCUGCUAAUAUUGUUUUUCGCACUACGUCUAGUAAAACAUUGUCUUUCUGUCCUCCCGCAUCUACAUCGGCAUCGUUCCAUCCCAACUGUAAUACAAAUAUUUUAACAAGAUCUUGUUCUUCUGCUUCUUCCACCACUUCAACAAAAAGUACCAACAAUAGCGCCAAUACACCUCCAGAAAUAUUGAAUAUAUGGAAAAGUAUUAGUGAUUCAAUUGACGUUGACGAGGGUAUAGGGGACUCUCCUAGUAUUUGGAACCAACCGGCAAAUAUCAUACCCACAGCUCACUGCUCGCCCACAAUCUCAGUUAGUCCAACCGACUCUCUUUUAGGUAUGGGUGAACAUUCUGCAAAUCAACAAAAUCUGAACAACACUAAAGAGCUCCCUAUGUGUAAUAUACCACAAAAGUUAAAAGCAAUUCAAGUGCAAUCUAAUACAGAAAAAUUUUUGAUUCAUCGCGAAUGCUUUGUAUGUAAUGAAAAUAAUGUUACCACUGCUUUGGUUCCGUGUGGUCACAAUAUGUUUUGUAUGGAGUGCGCUAAUCACAUCUGUCUGUCUAUGGAUGCAGUUUGUCCGGUUUGUAAUUCUAUUGUUUACCAUGCAAUGCGGAUUUUAGGAUAAUUUGGUUUUUUUUUCUCUAUGUAUUUAAUAUUUGUUAGUUUUUAGUUAAUCGGUUGUACAUCUAGUCGUGACUUCCGUGAAGUCUAUUACCAUUAGUUGAACAUUCAGGGAAUAUAGGGAUUUCUUAUUUUCAAAUUUACUUCUGUUUAUAACAAACCAAUUCAAAAUUUUCUUCUAAUUUGGGUUAAGGAGUUUUCGUUCCUACAAAUGUGGUUUAUUUGUGUACUAUUUAAAUUGACAAAAUUUUGGAAAAAUAGGGAGGCUUUGGGGCUUAUUUGUCUUCAUUUUUUCAAAAUCGUAUAAACCGGGUAUUCUGAAAAUUAAUCGUUUGAAGAAGGUAGUAAAUUACUAAAACCUCGCUUCAGGCCAACCUAACUAUCCAAUAUACAAGUAAAUAAAUUGAAUUAGUUUUAUCUGUAUCUCGUAUAGAACAAAGGUAUCUAAGAUGUAGACGGAAGCGCUUGCGAACCUGUAAUGAGUAUAUAUUCCCGAUCAUAAUCACUAACCGAUUCAAUCUAGAUUUUAUUUUUUCGUCUUGUCAAUUUUUUUUCUUUUUAAUAGGUAGAGCAUUUAAUAGGAUUUUCUGGGUGGCAAUUUUUUUAAUUUGGUUAAAACUUAUAGCGCAUCACCCUUUAAAAUUGAACUGCUCGUUUUGAGUUAAAAUAAUGAAUAUUGGAAUAUAAUUAUGUUGUAAUAGUAAUGUCAAACGUAGUCAGUUUUUGUGGUUUGUUGAAGUAUAGAUUCUUCCCGCAAAUAAUAACAGUAUGUUAAAAAUUUAUAAAUGAAGCUAUUUUGCUUUUAAUGGGUAUUGUGUUUUUAUUUUCUGUUAGUAGUAGUGCACUUAAUGUUAUUCUUAACACUCAUUACUCCAAAAAUUGAAUAUUAUAGAUAUUUUCUCUUGAACCGAUCCAUAUUUAAACAAAUAUGGUCGGUUUGUUUUCUGAAAAAUCGGUAGCACGUCCCUUUGAAGUUCCGAUUAGCUCCGGAGUAGUUCACAAAAGUUUAAGCAGGUAUAUUCAAUGACUUUUAUCUGAUUUAGUUUUCAACAGAGGAAAACAUUAUACAUAGAGUAUAACAUUUUAUGUUGAAGCUUGCAAUGUAUUGAAGGAAACAUUUCUUGAGUUGAUCUAGGCAUGUCCGUCUGUGAAUACGCCAACCAGUUUUAGAAAGGUGUUCCUUAAAUUUCCUGUAGUAUAUAAAUUGGAACGUGACGAAUCUUACGGCUAAAUGGAACAGCUCAAAAAAAUUUUGUAAAUAAGCAAGUAAAGUUUUCUUGAUAUACCUCGUUACUAGUAGAGUGAACGGUAUACGAGGAUCGUUGCGAAUUAACAGGUAGACAGGCGUGUUUUUGAAAGUGGAUAUUAAAUAUUGUCACAUACACAAACCGUCCCAAACUGUCACGCCCACAUUUUUUUUUUACUUUUUAUUAUAUUUUGUGAUUAUAUUAUUGGUCUGUCCAGUUUUCACUAAUAUGCCAAAAACAUUUUGACCACGCCUUGAAACUCCAAAGAAAUGUUGAGCCCACCUUUUCUAAAGUUUUCAAUUAGUUCAAAGUUUUUAAUAGUUUUCGAUUUUAUGUAGAAAGUAACAAUGUAACUGCCAUCAGGUGGCUCUCGUGGCAUGCAUAUAUCUACCUAUCGUACUCCGUUUAGCUGAAUACAGGACAUCAAACAGACGGUGAUGUUUGCUUUCUUUUUUUUAUUAUUUUGGGAAUAUCACUCUUUAUAACUAGCUUUGUCAUACCUGUAAUAGAUAUAAAGAAGUUUAGGAAAGUUUCAUACAGAUAACGGACCGACGGAUACAUGCAUACUAAACUCCAACGAACCGAUAUUUUGCCCUUUGUAUGCGGAGAAAACUAUGCAAAAAUACAAGGCAAUACGGUCGCUCAAUCUGCAAUAACAAUAUUUUUGUUUAAUUGUCAGGUAGUAUUUCUUGAUAGCGUUUAAACGCACUGCGUAACACAAAGGAAUCUUGCACGUGCAUCCUCUGAAUAAGUAAGCAUGGACUUAUAGGAUAAAUGGAGCGGGUUUGUUUUUUCUGCUACCGCAUCGCUGCUCAAAACUAUAGAGAACUCCUCGAGUGCGAGGGAGAAAAGUUUUUCAAAGUUUUCUCCUGACAGUUUUAGCAAUUAGUGGGCGUGGCAAUUAUUUCAAACAAACAUCUUACUUUCUUUCGUUAAUCUAAACUUUUUAUCUUCGAUAAAUCCCGAGAUAGGAAUGGAUACGGCCAGAUUACCUAUUGCUCCCUUUUAAAAAUAUAUAUACUUCAUAGGGUCGAAA